AAUUAGAAGCCUUAUUACGAGCGAUUCAUGAUGCUCCUUUUGGUGGACAUCUCGGAAGUUCCACCAUGGAAGAAAAAAAAAGGAAAACCAAGAAAAAAUCAACCAUUACACCCGGUAGCUUUAUUCGAACAAUUUGGAUCGGACCAUUGCCAAUGACAGUUAACGAAAAUAGAUAUAUUCUUACAGCUAUGGAUUAUCUCAGUAAAUGGCCUAUUGCGAAAGCGGUACCGAAUAUUACAACAAUAACAACCGUCGGGUUUUUAUAUAACGAUCUUAUUAGUGUGUAUGGAUGCUAUAAACGAUUAAUUUCCGAUCAAGAAUCAAAUUUUAAAAGUGAAAUAGUCAAGCAACUCUGUGAGAAAUUAGGAAUCCAACACUCAAUAAUUUCAGCCUAUCACCCUCAAGCAAAUGGAUUGGUAGAAAGAUUUAACAAAACUCUUUCAGAAGUGCUCGGAAAUUUUACAGACGAGUUUACAGCCGACUGGGAUCGAUAUAUUCCUGACGUAUUAUUUGCUUAUAGAACAACCACUAAAUUUUCUCCAUUUCAAAUG
Paraglomus brasilianum is the source of this 551-nucleotide messenger RNA. The record is from the annotation of a GenBank genome assembly. Lineage: Eukaryota; Fungi; Glomeromycota; Glomeromycetes; Paraglomerales; Paraglomeraceae.